AUGAACCGCCUCAGCCGCUCCCACCGCUCCACAAAGAUCCCAAACGUAAAGCUCCGCCCCGCAGCAGCGCCCGAUACCAACGCGUCCACCUCGUCGUCGGGUCCGUCGUCGUCGAAACGCUCCCGCGCCCACAACGACGCCCGCGACCACCUCGAGGAUGACGAGCACUUCCGCCAGCUCCGCGACGACGGCGUCGACCGCGGAGCACACAUCGACGCCGACUUCAUCGGCGGCUCGGCCAGGCCCCUGCGCGGCGCCAUCAUCUCCAUGACCGGCCUCGGGGAGGCAAAGCUCACACUUACCGCCUACGCCACAGAGAUGGGCGCACAGGUCGAGGGCAACCUCACCGAGGACGUCACACACCUCAUCGCAGAGCGCCCGGGCUCGGAAAAGUACCGCUGCGCCCUCGAGCUCGGCAUGCACAUCGUCCACCCGGACUGGAUCACCGAGAUGCGCGAAAAGUGGCUCGACGGCCAGGACGUCGACCCGGAAGACCUGCAAGACGCCUACCGGCUCAGGCCCCUCGAGGGCGUCACCCUGGCGUUCGCCGGCUGCAGCACGGCCGACAGGCGCGCCUUCAAGAAGCUCGCCUCCGCGCUCGGCGCCACCGUCUCAAACGAGCUCCGCUUCGACGGCAGCAUCACCCACCUCGUCUCGGGCACCGCCGAUCCGAGGGCGUCCGAGAGCAUCCGCUACGUCGUGCACUUCCAGCAGCGGGCCCGCAGCGGCAUCGAGGGCACCAAGGAGGACGCCGCCGCCAGCAUCCUCGUCGUGCGCCCAGAGUGGCUCAACGACUGCCAGGACGCCGACGGCUGCCUCGACGAGGCCGACUACUCGGUCUUUGCCCCGCCGCCGGAUUCGUCGCUGCGAAAGGAGCUCAUCGCCAGGGCCGUCCAGAAGAUCCCUUCGCCCUUUACCCGGCGCACCGCCUUCAACACCCGCAGCCGGUCCGCCGCAAGCCAGCAGUCUCAGAAGCGCCCGCGUCUAGCCCUCGAGCGCGAGGCAUCGGGCGACCUGUCAACGCACGGCGAUGACGGCUUGGCCACUGGCAGGGGCGGCCACGACGGGCGAGAGCGAGGGCAGGAAGAGGAAGAGGAGGAGGCCGUCAUCCGCAUCAGCCGCCGCGCCAACCAGGGCGAAGGCGGUGCGGCCGGCAACGACUCGUUUGCGCGGGUCAUGUCGCAGAUCGUCCCCAUGCGGCAGCCAGGCGAAGGCGAGGGUCCCGCCUCGGGCGACGGGCAUCUCCCGCCACCAAAGCGGCUGCCCACCUCGAAAGCCAGAGGAGGUGGGGGUCUCCUGUCCAUGUCGAGGGCGUCGAGCUUCGCCGAGGCCCAGCAGCCGAUCAAGCGGAGCCUUUCCACCAGGCGUCGGAGCGACGAGGCAGCAACACGGCCAGCGGCCGACGACGUCGAUGCGGAGGCAAAGGCGGACGCUGGAGAUCUCGGCAGAUCGACCGACGAUGCUGCCACCAGCGCCAAGCCGGGCGUGUUCGCAGGUCUUACGAUCCGCAUCAACAUGCCGUCGACGAGCGUGAUCCCGGUCAUGCAGACCACUCUGACCAAGGCGGGCGCCAAGGUGCUGGUCGGCGACGAUGCCGGCUCUGCCGACUACUGCGUGGUGCACAGCAGCGGCGAACAGCCGGCUCGGGCCUCACGCGGCGACCGAUCGCCUCGGCGGCCAGCGGCAGGUCGUGGGCGGCUGGUGACGCAACGCUGGGUCGAGUACUGCCUGCACACCGAGACUCUGGUCGAGCCAGAGAUGUACUUUGCCGGAUUUCCCGCUGAGGCAAGGCUACCGCUCCAGGAAGCCGCAGGGCUGCGGGUGCUGGUGCUGGGCUUCCCAGAAGGCGGCGCCGAGGCCUAUCACGCUCGAAGGCUCUUGGAAGAGGUGGGCUGCACCGUCGUCGAGCGGCUGCGCGGCAGCACGCUCACCCACGUUCUCUGCGCCACCGACGAGAGCCGGAACAGCACCAAGGCGACCAGGGCAGCCUCGGUCGGCAUCCCGCUGGUGUCGCUCGACUGGCUCCAGGCUGCCAGGAUGCAAGGGCGAAUCGAUCCGUCCGGGCACCCGAUCGCCGUUCCGGACAGGUCAGUCUCGCGCAGCCACAGCGAGAGUCUCUCGAGGAACAGCCUGGGAGUGCAAGGGCGCCGGCCGCCGUUCAGGAGCACCAGCGGCGGAGGCCUGCCCGGCGCAGCAAGUCAAUCGCUCCACGACGAAGCCAGCCAGCUCGGUGGGGUCGAGGCGCCCCUCGCCGGCUGCUUUGUGGCCUGCGCUCGCUCGAUCGUGACGGGCACCAUUGCGAUCGAGAAGAGGGCCUUUACGCUCGGAGCCACCUUCCAGGCGGCGCCCGACUCGUCGACCACCCACCUACUCCACCAGGGCCCGGAGCGGCAAGCCCCGGACCUGCGCACGCUGGCGCCCGGCGCGGUCGUCGUCCACCCGACCUGGCUCGAUCAGUGCUACGAGAAGCGAGCGCGCAUCGACGAGCGGCUCUUUCCGCCGAGCCUGAAUCCGCACAAGUCGCUUGCCACGGCGGUGUCGGCGCCCGACGUCGAGGAGUCGAUCGGCAAGCGACUCGGGUCGUCGCAGGCCACGCUCGCUCCGACGAGCCAGCACGGCGCCGUCGCAGCUGCCAAGCCAUGGCACCGCUCCCUUUCGGCGGGCACUUCGAUGGGUGGAGACGGGGCCUCUGCGGCCGCCGUGGCGCGUGGCGAGGCGGUGACGCUCGGCCGCACGGAUCGCCACGACUACGAAGUGGCGUCGCUGCGCGAGGAGCGCGGCCGCUCGGCCAGUCCGCUGGCCAUUGAGCCGCUCGACACCGGUGACGACGAAGAGACGAUGGCGGACGUUUCGGCGGAUCUAGGAGGGGUCGGGGAGGAGACGGCGGCACGCGGCGAACAGAGGCGAGGGUCGCCGCUGCAGCCGCUGCAGGAGACGCUGGACAAGGAGGCGGCGGCCGACCAGGUCAUGGCGCUGCUGCGGAGCCGCGCGCUCGAGCAGAGCGCCAAGCGACGCUCGCGCCAGCCGCCGCGGUCGAGGAAACAACGAAGGUCGAACGAGGCCGACGUGGCGGUGGCGGCAGAGUCUGCGGGGACCGGCUCGACGUCGUCGACGUCGACAUCGUCGUGGCACACGGCGGUGAGCGCGGCGGAGCGGGUGCUGGCGCUGCAGGCCGAAAAGGAGGCGCAGAGGGCGGCCGAGGCGGCCGCGCACGGCAUCUCGCUGGGGCUGGACCGGGGCGCCACGGCGAUGCCGUCUUCGACGCAGGGCGUGUUUGACGCCAGCCUGCGGGUGGUCUACGACGAUCCGGCAGCGAGGAAGGAGAGGCAGAAGCUGCUGGACCUCGUCGGUCGGGAAGAGCGGGACGCCGCCGCCGCCGCUGCCGCUGCUGCCGAUGGCGCGGUGGAGUCCGAGACAUUGACCGAGAGGGACCAAGUGCCGCGGCGGUCAUCUUCGUCGUCUUCGUCGGCGGCGGCAACAAAGGUCGACGACGAUGAAGGACGUGGUGAGUCGCGCGGCUUUGGAGCGGGUGUGAGGCGGUCGCCGCGCAAGAGCGAGAGCCCGACCAAGCGACCGGUGGUGCGCAGACAGCCGCUGGCUCGACGGUGA
Pseudozyma flocculosa PF-1 is the source of this 3609-nucleotide messenger RNA. RefSeq lists its product as uncharacterized. The transcript is spliced from 2 exons. NCBI's taxonomy places the organism in Eukaryota, Fungi, Basidiomycota, Ustilaginomycetes, Ustilaginales, Ustilaginaceae. The coding region runs from base 1 to 3609 and encodes 1202 amino acids. Gene Ontology annotation, biological process: mitotic DNA replication checkpoint signaling; DNA replication initiation; mitotic G2 DNA damage checkpoint signaling. The record is from RefSeq and is a predicted model, not a curated record.